This is a messenger RNA of Penicillium verrucosum, 870 nucleotides long. Its product is annotated as fungal specific transcription factor domain-containing protein. The record is from RefSeq and is a predicted model, not a curated record. The transcript has a single exon. NCBI's taxonomy places the organism in Eukaryota, Fungi, Ascomycota, Eurotiomycetes, Eurotiales, Aspergillaceae. Bases 1 to 870 code for a protein of 289 amino acids. Gene Ontology annotation, molecular function: RNA polymerase II cis-regulatory region sequence-specific DNA binding; DNA-binding transcription factor activity, RNA polymerase II-specific. Gene Ontology annotation, cellular component: nucleus. Gene Ontology annotation, biological process: positive regulation of transcription from RNA polymerase II promoter by galactose.
AUGGAGGACUACUUGGACUUUGUCACUCAAAACUGGCUUCUGUCGAUCCCGCAAAAAUUACAAUUUCGACAUCCCCGCCUAGGGCUCGCGCCGAGCAAUCAGCCUCGGAUUUUGCACCGUCUCCGGACUUUGUGUUAUCUCCGCGGCAAUUAUAUGCGCCUUUUUAUCCAUCGACACCAUGUGCUGAAUCCCGACAACGUUAAGGCGGAUAUGCAAAGUAUGCGUCUAGUCGUUGAGAUCGCCAAAGACAGUAUUGAGGUGUUGGUCCACUUGAACGGAACGAGCGAUAUAUACGUUCGCCAACAACCUAUAUAUCAUUUCUACCUGCUGAGCGGUCUUGCUAUCUUGCUUCUCGCUGUCUGCCAUGCCCCGAGUAUGUUUGUAGAGACAUGCCGGGACUCUUUUGAGUCCGCCGUUGAGCUUGUCAAAGGCUUCUCCCGCAACAGCUCCGCUAGCCGCAGACCGUGGAAGAGCAUUUGUGGUCUUUUACCUGUCAUUGGGUCACUCGGCAGUCAAGAAGGUGCGGCUUCUGCGAAGGAUACCAGUGGUAUCACUGAGGCCGCUGCUCUAAGCUCUAAGUCAUGGGAGCAAGACCAAGACCAACCGCAACAUGGGACCACCGGAGAGACCAUUAUCGGGCCGGACAGCCUUUGGAUGGACAACAACUCAACCUUCACUCCAGACCUUGGCACUUCAAUCCCCGACGUCUUUGACAUGAGCAACAACCUCAUAGACCUAUACAAUGCUUUCGGCUCAACUGGUAUGGCUCAGCCUAUGCAGUUGGAAGCUGUAGCGGGCAACUCGAGUGGACAAGGUCCCCCAGGGUGGGAGAUGGAUGAGAUUUUGCGGCACUUUCAAGGUCUCAUUUGA